This is a messenger RNA of Thamnophis elegans (Western terrestrial garter snake), 1168 nucleotides long. Its product is annotated as LIM/homeobox protein Lhx2-like. Gene Ontology annotation, molecular function: DNA-binding transcription factor activity, RNA polymerase II-specific; RNA polymerase II transcription regulatory region sequence-specific DNA binding. Gene Ontology annotation, cellular component: nucleus. NCBI's taxonomy places the organism in Eukaryota, Metazoa, Chordata, Lepidosauria, Squamata, Natricidae. The record is from RefSeq and is a predicted model, not a curated record. Gene Ontology annotation, biological process: neuron differentiation; regulation of transcription by RNA polymerase II.
AUGGAUGCCCUGAGUUGCAAUGAGAAUGGGCAGCCUCUGGAUCGAGACCAGCAUUACCCCAGCAAUCAAAAGACCAAACGUAUGCGGACUUCCUUCAAACAUCACCAGCUGCGGACAAUGAAAUCCUAUUUUGCAAUUAACCACAACCCGGAUGCCAAGGACUUGAAGCAGCUUGCGCAAAAAACGGGUUUAACCAAGAGAGUGCUCCAGGUCUGGUUUCAGAACGCCCGGGCCAAAUUCCGACGGAACCUCUUACGCCAAGAGAACACGGGAGUGGACAAGGCAUCCGAUCCGGCCCUCCAGGCCGGCACCCCCUCCGGACCCGCUUCGGAGAUCUCCAACACAUCCCUGAGCCCCUCCAGGACGCCCACCACCCUCACAGACUUGACGAAUCCUAGCAUGCCUUCCGUGACGUCAGUCCUGAGCUCCGUGUCUGGCGGCUUGGAUGUCCACGAAUCCCGCAGCCCUUCACAGACGACGCUGACCAAUCUUUUCUGAUGACCACUCGAUUCCCGGGGUGGCCGGGUGGGUGGCCGGGUGGGCGUUGUCUCCUUCUGAAGGAAAGGAAUUAUCCUUUCGUCCAAUUCCAAAUGGAUUUUUAUUUUUAUUUUUUAAAAACACACACAGACACACACAAACAAACUCGGGACGUUCCCACCACUGGGCUGGAGAUCCGCCGGGUCAAAUCCAGCUGGGGUCUGAAAGCCACCGUGGAUAUUGGAGGAGUGUGACUUGGAAUGACAGCUGCCCACACAACAUUUGUGUGUCGAUGUACAGUUUUAUGGACCGGGCCAGGGAAAUGGCAAUUAAUUUAAGUUGGCUGAAGCUUGUGUGAUUUUUUCAAAGACUGCCACGUGCCUUAUUUACUCUCCAUUCCUUUGGUUUUUUUCUCUCUCUCUCUGUAUAUUUAUGACCACGUCUGAGACCACGCAAACUUCAAAAAAAAAGGGGGGGGAGGGGGGAAGGGGAGGGGGAGAGAAGUGAAAAAAAAUGUGAAUACGAGUUUUGCUACUUUAAAUUAAGUCCUCAACCUUUUCGACUGGUCCUUCCGAUGUUUUAGAAUCGAACACUCGGGAAGGGGGAAAAAAGAAGUGACACGUUUCUUCCGCUGUCAAAAUUUGUAAAAAAAAAAGGAAGAAGAAGAAGAAAAAAAUCUAACCAGUAAUAA